Molecule: messenger RNA, 2289 nt
Organism: Limanda limanda (common dab)
Lineage: Eukaryota; Metazoa; Chordata; Actinopteri; Pleuronectiformes; Pleuronectidae
Product: alpha-1A adrenergic receptor-like
Exons: 2
Coding region: 91-1641 (516 amino acids)
Biological process (GO): regulation of vasoconstriction; cell-cell signaling; phospholipase C-activating G protein-coupled receptor signaling pathway
Cellular component (GO): membrane
Molecular function (GO): alpha1-adrenergic receptor activity
Source: RefSeq, a predicted model, not a curated record
ACCAAGUUUAUUUAUGUUUGGUGAAGCUCUUCGUGCGAGUUGCGGUUCCAAGUCAUCUGAAGCCUGCUAUGGAGGACCUCUUGAGUCAAAAUGAGUCUGAGCACUGACAAUGUCACAGCAUUUUGGAAAAACAGUUCCUCGUCGGAUCUGGACGGGACUCCGGGCUUGUUCUCCCAGGUCAACUCCAGCAGCGGCUCUGGGGGGAACCACACGGAGCCCCCCAGCGAGGUGCACCUCAGCCGGGCCAUCCCGCUCGCCCUGGUGCUGGGGGCUUUCAUCGUGUUCGCCAUCGCGGGCAACAUCCUCGUCAUCCUCGCGGUGGUGUGCAACAGGCACCUGCGCACCCCGACGAACUACUUCAUCAUCAACCUGGCCAUCGCGGACCUGCUGCUGGGCACCACGGUGCUGCCGGUGUCCGCCACCCUGGAGAUCCUAGACUACUGGGUGUUCGGCCGGAUCUUCUGUGACAUCUGGGCGGCGGUGGACGUGCUGUGCUGCACCGCGUCCAUCAUGAGCCUGUGCGUAAUAUCCAUCGACCGCUACAUCGGGGUGAGCCACCCGCUGCAGUACCCGGGCAUCGUGACGGAGAAGCGGGCCCUGCUGGCCAUGCUCGGCGUGUGGGUGCUGUCGGUGGUCAUCUCCAUCGGGCCUCUGUUCGGCUGGAAGCAGCCGCCGUCGCCGGACGACACGGUGUGCCCCAUCACCGAGGAGCCCUUUUACGCGCUCUUCUCCUCGCUCGGCUCCUUCUACAUCCCGCUCGUCGUCAUCCUGGUGAUGUACUGUCGGGUGUACAUAGUCGCCAAGCGGACCACUAAGAACCUGGAGGCAGGUGUGAUGCGUGAGAGGAUGAACUCCAGCGAGCUGACCCUCAGGAUCCACAAGGGGUCCCAGGUGCAGGAGCAGGACCCCGGAGCCUCCUCCGGCCCCGGGAAGGGCCGCGCGCAACAAGCGAGGAGUUCCCUGACGGUGAAACUUCUGAAGUUCUCCCGGGAGAAGAAAGCAGCAAAAACUUUGGGAGUGGUGGUCGGCAUGUUUACUCUCUGCUGGCUGCCCUUCUUUCUCGCCUUACCCAUAGGGUCUUUUAAUGUGAACCUGCGCCCACCUGAGGUCCUCUUCAAAGUCAUCUUCUGGUUAGGCUACUUCAACAGCUGCCUGAACCCCAUCAUCUACCCCUACUACAGUCGUGAGUUCAAGCUGGCUUUCAUUCGCAUCCUGAGGUGCCAAUUUAAUCAGCGCAAACAUCCCGGCUGGAGAGCCUACAACUACCGCUCCUCCAACAUCAGCGCCUCUGGAAACUCGCGAAAAGGCUCAGCUGACCACAAUUCCAGCUGCUUGAACGGCAGCCAGCGUACUCUGCCAUCCUCUGCCAGUCCGAGCCCCAGCCACCUGAGCAAGGGGCUGCCAUCUUGCCCAGAGGGGGAGACACUGUAUAUCUGGGGGGAGACCACCCCAACUCCCUCCACGCCUAAUCUGCUGCCCGGCAGCGCCGCAGACCACCAGCAGAGAGCACUGAGGGGGGAGGUCAGAGGGGGAAAACGAGACGAGGAGACCACCGGUGGUUUUUUAUCUUUCUCCUUUGUGAAGAACCGAGACAAGAGGGGGCUCAACCAGGACAGCUUCGUGCCGGAGGACAAGGUGUGACUGUUGGGCCUCACUGAGCUGUGACUCUUUCAGUCUUUGUUGGGAUUAAAGUCUCCUACACUGUGUGUAUGUAGAAUUUCACACAGGUUUGCUGCAGUCACUGUAUAUGGUCCAUCCGUCAGUGGAUUUUCUUUAUCAUUAGUGGUCAAUGUAAGGUGAAGAUAACUUAGUAUUGACUAUGCUGCUGUGUCACAGAUAUUUGUCUUCUAUUUUACUGUAUCUGCGGUUGACAUAUAGGUUUCUUUCAUUGGACAGUCAGAAAUUAAAGACAGAUCAUCAAAACCACUGUUGGGGUUGGAGAGACAGCGGUGCAUGCUUGAUUUAACAACAACGUCAUCCAAAAGGAAAAGGACAUAAUUCUAGAAAAGAACUGUAACACAAAGUUGUCAGCCCUGUAAAAAGAAUGGACAUGACAAAAAACAAAAAAACUGUCGUGAAGAGACCAAUGAUGACCUUUGCCGUCCAGUAACUUGAUAUCUUUGUGGUAUGUUGUGGAAAUAAAGUAUAACCUGGUUUAUCUGUUGUGCGCACAAUCAUCAGACGUCAUCGUAUUUGUAUAUUUGAUUUACAAAACGUUCUGAAUAUCAAUAUUGGGAAUGUGAUUGAUACGUAAAUAAACUUAAAUAUGACUGUAUCUCAAACUCUUAA